AUGUCUUCAUCGUCACGAGAUUUCAGUCGGCGACGCAAGAGUUACGCCCGGCGCAUUGAACGAUUGUGCUGCGGAGCCCUCACCUACUUCCCUCUGGCCUUUGUCUACGGCCUGAUAACAUGGGCUGCUUGGGUGCAGAUCAGUAUUGGCUUCUGGCCGAAUGAAGGGAAAUGGACCGGCAAGGGAACAUCGUUGAUCGGAGUCGUCCUCUACUCGCUCGCCGUGUCGUGUUAUAGCAUCGCCGUCUUCAAAGACCCUGGGUCUCCUACAAACUCUCCAGCGGCCGGUGGAUACGCAUCCCUACCUACCCACGAAUCGCCAACUUACACAUCGCUCACGGCAAAGUCGUCUGGCAAACCACGAUACUGCAAGAAGUGCAAUUCCAUCAAGCCCGACCGCACACACCACUGCAGCUCCUGCAACCGCUGCGUUCUCAAGAUGGACCAUCACUGUCCCUACCUGGCCACAUGCGUCGGCAUGUACAACUACAAGGCUUUCCUGCUGUUCCUGUCCUACACAUCGCUAUUCUGUUGGCUCUGUUUCGCGACUGCCACUGAGUUCGUCUGGCGCGACAUUUUCGACGAAACCAAGAUAGAAGAAGGUCUACGCAUCGUUAACGUUAUACUGCUUGCUGUACUGGGUGGAAUCAUAGGACUGGUCCUCACUGGCUUUACCGCAUGGCACAUCUACCUGGCGACCACUGGCAAGACGACUAUUGAGAGCUUGGAAAAGACAAGAUACUUCAGCCCGCUGAAGAAGAGCAUGGAACGUCAGAUACAUAAUCAUGAGAGGCAUUACAUGCACCAUGACCCUUCGGACGAGUUGCCACUAGGCGAACAGCUCAAGGAGAUCCACGCGAACUUUGUACCAGGCGUCACCAGACCUGAAGAAGGCGAGGAAUCACGUAACCCAACCCCUCUCCCGACUCAGAACUCUUCAUUUGAAUCUCCUGCCUCGGACAGUCUGCGUCGCAAUUAUGCCAGCCUGGAAGCCGAUCGUGAGAGGGAACGCUAUACCGAGUACUUGGACGAACAAGAUAGCGACAAACUACCACAUGCUUUCGAUCUCGGAUGGCGACGGAACCUGCUCGAUCUAUUUGGCCCCACACCCUGGCUAUGGUUCUUCCCCGUCUGCAAUACUGAAGGAGAUGGAUGGAGGUGGGAAGUCAGCGCACAUUGGAUAGCUCGUCGCGACGAAGUAGCCCGAGACCGUGCGGUACGAGAAGAGAACGAACGUCGCUCGUGGCGUGACUAUCAAGCUCAGCGUGCACAAUGGGGUGCUGGUGCAUUGGGAGCAGGCAGAUACUUCGGAGGUCCUCCUCCUGCGCAACAGCACCAACAACAUCAACAACAUCAGCCUCAAAGAACACAACAACAUCUCCAACCCACUUGGACAGAUGAGCAAGAAGACGAAGAAGAGGCUACAUAUCUGACCACCACUAAUGGUGUGGCUCGCGUUCCUCUGGCCGGCCGUCGCUCUCCCUCGAAAGCAGCACAGAUCCUCGGUCAAUAUCAACAACCAGGCCGCGGCCCCCCUAUUCGCCGCAAAACGGACCCCGACGAUAUCGACGACUAUGACACAAGUAGCGAUGAUGAAGGAUCACGACCAUCGAGUCGACCGCUUCCGCAAACGCGUGAUUGGAACGAUAUCCCUGAUGACUUGUUGACUUCUGCUACGAGUAAGCCGAAGAGGGACAGGAGCGGCAAUCGGACGAAGGGGGAUUGA
Messenger RNA from Aureobasidium pullulans EXF-150, 1725 nucleotides. RefSeq names its product zf-DHHC-domain-containing protein. Gene Ontology annotation, cellular component: endoplasmic reticulum; Golgi apparatus. Gene Ontology annotation, biological process: protein targeting to membrane; peptidyl-L-cysteine S-palmitoylation. The transcript has 2 exons. NCBI's taxonomy places the organism in Eukaryota, Fungi, Ascomycota, Dothideomycetes, Dothideales, Saccotheciaceae. Gene Ontology annotation, molecular function: protein-cysteine S-palmitoyltransferase activity. The record is from RefSeq and is a predicted model, not a curated record. The coding region runs from base 1 to 1725 and encodes 574 amino acids.